CUUCCACGUAAUAAUCUUAGCGUUAAAAAUCGAUAUAUUUAAUAUUUAAUUGGGCAAUCGGGAUUUGAUUUGGAAGCAAAAUGGCAGCGGUGUACUCUCCUCGAUGCCAAUUGUCGCUUCUUCUCCCCUGUUAUCUGCACGAAUCCUAGGGUUCGUCGGUCUGUGAUUGCCAGUAACACUGAUCCCAGCGGCGAGAAUAACAAAAGUAAUUCCUUGAACUCUUUUCCCAACUAAAAUCCAUCAUAAUCUCUAGUUUUCCGGAAUCCCGGUGCGGAAGUUUUCCGCGCUUUGAUGGAUUUGGAGGACGCCAAGUCUGUGGAGGGAGAGAAAGGAAGGGAGACUGCUAAUAACCUACUACCGUCGAAGGAAAUUAGGGCUGAUUCUUAUGACGAGGUCGCUUCUGAAGAGCUGCACAAUCUUGUUGAUACUACUGAAAGUGGCUUUACUGAUCCCGCAGUUUCCGUACUUGGAACUUCAGCAACGGCGGCAAAUCCUUUCAUAGAUGAUACUAUUUUGGCUGAACCAAAGGAGUUCAAUUGCAAUUCAAGUCAUUCUAGUCCAAGUGAUAUGUUAGUAGUGGAGUCGAAGCCAGUGGUUACGAAGGGGAGUGGGCUGAGGAAAUGGAGGAGGAUAAAGAGGGAUUUGAAAAAAGAUGGAAGUAGCAGUAGCAGUGCUGAUUCUGCUCAGAUUCUGAAGCGCAGGCUGUCAAAUUCUGAGCCUUUCAAGAGUGACGAAGAGAAUAAGCUGAAGAGUAUGGCUGACGGAGAGAGUGAAGAGUCUGUAGCAUCUGUGGCGUCAAGGAAUGCUGAUAUCAAUCCUCUUCCAGUUGGUACUGGGUCCCUGGACCUGGAGCUCGAGCGAUUGGCAACUGGUGGCUUUUCAAUCGGCGUGGAUUCCGAUAACAGUGAGGAUCACAGUAGCAAAUCAUCUACAGCUACCAGUGCUCCGCGGCUGAGGCAUGAAAUGCUUGCAUCAGGCAAGGAAAGAGGGAGGCAGAAAAAUUUUGGUGCGAGGAGCUCAACCCGUCUCGGUCUUCAGAAAGUUCAACAGGACAGAGGUGCAACAGUAGACGCUAGCAAAAAAACUAAUGGAGAUUUAGCAAGAUUUGAGAAGGAGAAUUCUUUUUGUAGCGUGGAGUCUGAUUUGAGAAGCUCUGCUGCUGGAGUUGCACUGCGGGGCAGUGUUGGCAACAGUAACGGAAAGCAUAAUGGAAGGCCCUUGAAUUUUGGUGAACAUGGUGAUGAGGCUCACACAGGUGAAGAGGUUCGCUUAGGUUACUAUAAAGAAAAUGGGGAGGAGGUAAACCCAUCUAGAGAAGUUUUGGAUGCUGAGCUGUUGGCCAAGAAUAAUCGAAAGAGUGAGAAUUUACAUUCAAGUUCUGAUCUCGAUCCCUUUUUAAACUCAAUGGUUUUGCUCGAAGAGGCUCAAGAAUCACUAGAUAAAGAAAUCGAAAAGAUUGCAGCAAUUAGAAAAGAGAAUGACGACAAUGGUAUGAACAUUGACGGAAAAGUGCCUUGCGACUCUCAAAUAUUUGAAGCCUAUUUAGUUGAUUUAAGGGAAAAGGCUGAACAUCUUGAGUCCAGGCUGGAGAAUGCAUCAACAGUAAUUGAAACAAAGGAACAGAAGCUGCAGGAGCUUGAAGCACUGCUUGGCAAAACUCAGUUGCCAAAUAAGGAAGGCACAAGUUUCCAUGUAUCACCCAUUGAAGUGCACAAAGAAGAACUGGAUUCUGAACUUGAAGUACUCCUAAAGGAAAAAAUGGAGACAGAAAUCGAGUAUUUGAUCAUAAGUAGAACUCUACAAAACUGGAAAGUACUCUAUGAAGAUCGCAUUGCUCUAUUUAAAGAGCAGAAGUAUCUGGCUGGUGAUCAAGAACAGAUGAUGCUAAAGCUUAGAGAAGCUGAGGACAAGAUCAUCAUGUUGAAUGAGCAGAAAGACAAGCUGGAGGCAUAUUGCAAGGAGCUUGUACAGACUGAGAAUGUCCUGAGGCUACAAAACAAGGUCUGUAAGCUUUCCCUCUACGUUAUUUUUCAGUUGAUGUUUUUGAGCAUUGCCUUCGUGUUAUUUCUCAUGCAGUUGCUGUCCCCAGUUGAUGGGGUGGUGCCAACUUAGUUUUUCAAGCCAAACCUUGUGUAAUUUUAGGCCCCAUGUUUGAUUAUGUGAAAGUGAGUUUUUUACGUAGGCCUUUUUGGUGCAAUUAUUUUU
Molecule: messenger RNA, 2205 nt
Organism: Phalaenopsis equestris
Lineage: Eukaryota; Viridiplantae; Streptophyta; Magnoliopsida; Asparagales; Orchidaceae
Product: WPP domain-interacting protein 1-like
Source: RefSeq, a predicted model, not a curated record